UUGCGGGGCUCCGCCCUGGCGGCCCGGAAGCGCUGCGGCGCCAGGAAUCCAGAUCCACCUGGGCCUCUUCUCACUCCCCCCCACUCCCGGCAGUCUGCGAGGCAGUGUACCAAACCUGAGUUACAACUCAAGUCAGAUCUCAGAGCCCACGGAGAAGCUCUUGUCUCAUUUUGCUUGUUAGUUGUGGCCACAAGGAUAAGAGUUAUUUGACUGUCUUGGUGAGACUAAAAGGAACCUCCAUGCAUUGGAGACCAUGGAUAAAUACGAUGUGAUUAAGGCCGUUGGGGAAGGUGCCUUUGGGAAAGCAUACUUGGCCAAAGGGAAAUCAGAUAGCAAGCACUGUGUUAUAAAAGAGAUCAAUUUUACAAAGAUGCCCAUCCAAGAAAAAGAAGCUUCAAAGAAAGAAGUCAUCCUUCUGGCAAAGAUGAAACAUCCUAACAUUGUAACCUUCUUCAGUUCAUUUCAAGAGAACAACAGGCUGUUUAUUGUGAUGGAAUAUUGUGAUGGUGGAGAUCUCAUGAAAAGAAUCAGUAGACAACGGGGAGUGUUGUUUAGUGAAGAUCAGAUUCUGAGCUGGUUUGUGCAGAUUUCUCUGGGACUAAAACAUAUUCACGACAGGAAGAUCUUACACAGGGACAUAAAAGCACAGAACAUUUUUCUUAGCAAGAAUGGAAUGGUUGCAAAGCUUGGGGACUUUGGUAUAGCAAGAGUCCUGAACAAUUCCAUGGAACUUGCUCAAACUUGUGUUGGAACACCUUACUACCUGUCUCCAGAGAUUUGUCAGAAUAAACCCUACAACAAUAAAUCGGAUAUUUGGUCUCUUGGCUGUGUCUUAUAUGAGCUCUGCACACUCAAGCAUCCUUUUGAAGGCAACAACUUACACCAGCUGGUUCUGAAGAUUUGUCAAGCACGUUUUGCCCCAGUAUCUCCAAGGUUUUCCCGUGACCUUCGGUCCUUGAUAUUUCAGCUCUUUCAAGUAUCUCCCCGAGACCGGCCAUCUAUUAAUUCCAUUUUGAAAAAGCCCUUUUUAGAGAAUCUUAUUGCCAAAUACCUGACUCCUGAGAUCAUUCAGGAAGAAUUCAGUCACACCCUCACACAUAGAGCAAGAUCAUCAGCUUCUAAACCUGCUGGGAAGCUGGUCCUAGAUUCUGAUGUACAGAAAGUGAGAUUCCAGGAGAAGUGCCUACCAAGAUCAAAGAUAUCAGUGCCAAUUAAAAGGAAGGAUAUAAUAAAUAGGAAUGAAUGGAGACCACCAGCUGGAGCCCAGAAGCCCAUAUCUAUAAAAAUGGUAGAAAGGCCCAAACUUGCUGCAGUGUGUGGCCAUUAUAAUUAUUACUAUGCUCAACUUGACUUGUUGAGAAAGAGAGCCCAUGAGCCAAGUUACCACUGUGUUCCUCAAAAAGAUACCGGAGUUGAGGAGAAUUACAGUCAGGAAGAAAGCCACAGUCCAUCACCAGGUCAAUGGCCUGCUGAAUAUCUUCAGAGGAAAUUUGAAGCUCAACAAUAUAAGCUGAAAGUAGAAAAGCAAUUGGGUCUUCGUCCAUCUUCUGCUGAGCCAAAUCACAACAAGAGAGAAGAGCUAAUAAGUAAUGGAGGAGAGCCAAGACUCCAGGAGCUGCCGUUCAGGAGAAACAAAAUGAAGGAACAGGAAUAUUGGAAGCAGUUAGAGGAAAUACGCCAACAGUACCACAACGAUAUGAAGGAAAUGAGAAGGAAGAUGGGGAGUGAACUGGAGGAGGACUCAAAUACAAGGAAUAAAACCUAUCUGGUGAAGAAGAGUAACCUGCCCAUCUCCCAAGAGGCACCUGAGGAAGAAGGACCUGGGCAGGAUAUUGAAAGAGACUUGAAACAAAUUAGACUUCAGAACAUAAAGGAAAGUAAAAUUUCAAAGCAAAAAUAUAAGAGAGGGGUAAAGUUUGAAAUUAAUUUAGAUAAAUGUAUUUCUGAUGAAAAUACCCUCAAAGAGGAAGAGCUUACUUCUCAUGAAACACCUGGAAUUGCUUUACGCCAGGAAACUUUGACCUUUGAGGACAGCCUGAAGCUUAAGGAAAAUAAAUGUAUAAAGGAGUAUGAGGAUUAUACAGACGAAGCAUUUGAAAAACUCUGUGGCUCAGAAGCAGAGCUGUUCAUUGAGGAUGCUGCUGCAGAAAACAGGAGACAGUGGGACGCGGGAGCGCCUCAGACUCUGCUGCAGAUGAUGGCAGCGGCUGAUGUCUCCUCCAUCUGCUCCACCAGGCCUGAGGAUGGCCAAGUGAAGGUGAUCAAAAGUGUUCCGGAAAAUAGGAAACAGUGGCGGCACGAAGCUCCAGGAACUUUAAUGAGUGUUUUGGCGGCAGCACAUCUCACAAGUAGCUCAUUUUCUGCCAGAGAGGAAGAAUUUGUGGGAACAUUGAAACAAUGGUUUCCUAAAGAAGAUGAGGAUAAGGUAGAAAUGGCCUCUGGAACUGAGGUGGAUGAGGAACAACUAGAACCAAGAUCUGAUGAUGAUGAUACAAAUUUUGAAGAAUCUGAAGAUGAGUUGAGAAACGAAGUAGUGGAAUCCCUAGAAAAACUCACUGCUUCCAGAGAGGAGGAAAAAAGGGAAGAGGCCACCGGUUCCUCUAAGGACAAUGAACAGUUAGGAGAAGGGGAAUAAAUAUGCAUAAAUGUGCAGAAUUUAAUGAAGAUUCGGAGAGCAUUUCUACUCCAUCUAAUGACAAAUUUUUUUAUUGUUAAUGAACACCAAGGAACAUCAACAACCAGUCAAAAUAUACAAGUGUGAUUAUUGUACAUUUUCUUAAGCAGUAAGUUAGUGUCUAUUAACUAUAGUAUCUGUUUGGAUACAAGUAAAAAUACAUUUAUUGUAAGGUUUUUCCAGUAAUCCCAAGGAUUUAUUACUUUUUCUCUCUAAAUUUAGACAUUGGAACUAUUGAGUGUAGAAAUUAAUAUUUUACUUUAAGAAUCUUUCAGAUAAUAUAUGUGGUAGUCAGAAUAAUGUGAUCCCCCUUUCCCUAAAUGUGAAUAUAUAAUGUUACAUGGCCAAGGGGAAUUAAAGUUUCAGAUGGAAUUAAAGGUGCUAAUCAGCUGACCUUAAAAUAGGAGGGUUAUCUUGGAUUAUCCAUUUGGGCCCAGUAAUAAUCACAGGACUCUUUAAGAGUUAAAAAAGGAGGCAGAAGAGAGGAUCAGAGAGAAUGGUACUGUGAGGAGGAGUUGGCCUGAUGCUGCUGGCUUUGAAGAUGGAGCGAAGGGACAAAAGCCAAAGCAUGCAGCCGGCCUCUGGGAAAGGCAAGGGGGAGUGUUCCCUGCUGAUACCUUGAUUUUCACCUAGCGAAAUCUACUUUAGACUUCUGACCUACAGAACUCUAAGAUAAUAAAUAUGUGUUGUUUUAACUUAGUUUGUGGUAAUUUAUUAAGACAGUGAUCAAAAACUAAUACAAACUCAUUCAUUUAAAAAUAAUGAAUCUUCCAUUUUAUAAAACCGUGAUUUUGAAAUUUCUUGUUAUAUUAAAUACACUCGCUUUUUGCAGCUGAUGUUGACAUGGGAGUAAGGCAUUUGAACAAGGAAAGGAACAAGGCAUGCCCUUAAUUAUAUACCAAAUAAUUAUUUUAUUAUGUUUUAUUGAAUUAUUUUCUGAUAGUUUCAAACGUAUAAACUAGUAUGAUGGUCUUUUUAUAUAUAGCGCUUAGCACAGCGCCAGAAAUGUUUCUUGAAUGAAUAAGUAAAUGCUAAUACAAUUUCCUCGUGAAGACUGUAAGAUCUUUGAGUCAGAAAACCAGGCUUUUUUGUACUGAUUAUAACAAUCCCAGUGUUGAACAUGUGACUGGAGCUUAAUAGAUUUAUCUGCUGCUAUGGACAGGGUUGUUCUAAAUGGUAGAAUUCUGCCUGAAAUAUCUACUCUGUAAGAAAAAUAAAACUAAAAUUGCACAUUGAUACAAUGCCAAACUAAGAAAACAAAGCCAAGGAUGAGUUGGUCAGAUUAUUUCUAAGGUCUGCUUGGUAUUUGCGUUUGGUGUAAUUUUAACUGUGGAGGAUGCAGGUAUCAGGAUUCCUCUAACUGUGGAAUAUGUCCAGUAAUUUAUGCCUUUAUUUUCCUGGUGAUGUUUGAGGGACUGUUCUUUCACUUUGGCGUAUAGAGUUACAUUCUGCUCUUUUAGGGAGAGCGCUCACUAUGGUCACAUCAUGAAACUGGGACUAUUUAAAAAUUUCUCACCAUUGUGUUAAUUUAAAACUUAUGUAACACAUGACCUUGAGGGAUUGGAGCAUCAUUAGUUCUACAACUGUUUUAGUGGUCGGUAUAUAUAUAUUUAAUUUACUUUCAGGACAUUAUCUGUUUCAGACAUAUCGUCUAUGCUGGUGUCUUCAUGCAAUCCUCAUUCUGAACAGUAUUUGAAAGCAUGAGAAAUGCAGGACGAUUCUUAAAACUCCCAAAGUACCAAAGACCAGUCAAGUAUAUGCAAGAAAAAAAAAAAAAGGAAUGACUGUUUAAGGUCAACGUUUAAGGAUAAGCUUAUCAGGUUUGCUCCAAAGACAGAAUGACUGGCCAAAAUCUCCUUUAGGCAAUAGACACCAUUUAAGCCUUAUCAAUCAUUCUAAAAUUUUGAGUUCUUAGUUGUAAAUUAGAAAGUAUUCAUUGUGGUAAGUAUACACAUCUGCAAGGUUUUUCACGCUGCUUCAGCCCCGAAUACCCAUCUUACACACACCAUUACCUAAAUUAUAUUCUAGAGGCACAGUUCUGAUUACUUUUCUCUGGUUUUAGGCUUGGCUGCAUCUGUUAAAUUGAAACUGUUGAUCAGAAUUGUAUGUGAUUUUUGAAUAAAUUUUAUUAGAAAAAUCAUGCAUCUUUAACUAUG
This is a messenger RNA of Pteropus alecto (black flying fox), 4830 nucleotides long. RefSeq names its product serine/threonine-protein kinase Nek5. Gene Ontology annotation, molecular function: ATP binding; protein kinase activity. The transcript is spliced from 24 exons. Gene Ontology annotation, biological process: protein phosphorylation. Bases 254 to 2635 code for a protein of 793 amino acids. The record is from RefSeq and is a predicted model, not a curated record. Lineage: Eukaryota; Metazoa; Chordata; Mammalia; Chiroptera; Pteropodidae.